This is a messenger RNA of Sinocyclocheilus anshuiensis, 693 nucleotides long. RefSeq names its product neurexophilin-1-like. Bases 1 to 516 code for a protein of 171 amino acids. The transcript has 2 exons. The record is from RefSeq and is a predicted model, not a curated record. Gene Ontology annotation, molecular function: signaling receptor binding. NCBI's taxonomy places the organism in Eukaryota, Metazoa, Chordata, Actinopteri, Cypriniformes, Cyprinidae.
AUGCGCUCCGACCACGGCUUCAUCCUGCUGCUCCUCAACGGGACAGCGUGCUUGCCCGGCUGGGGCGACUUCUACUCCAACAUCAAGACGGUGCGCCUCAACCUACUCAUCACGGGUAAGAUCGUGGACCACGGGAAUGGCACUUUCAGCGUCUACUUCCGUCACAAUUCCACCGGCCAGGGGAACAUCUCCGUCAGCCUGGUACCUCCUGUGAAGGCUGUGGAGUUUGACUUGGAGCGCCAGAGCGUGGUAUACCCUAAAGACUCGAAGAUCUUCAACUGUCGUGUAGACUACGAGAAGGUGGACCGCAGCAAACGCACCUCACUCUGCAACUAUGACCCCUCCAAGACCUGCUUCCAGGAGCAGACACAAAGCCACGUGUCCUGGAUCUGCUCCAAACCAUUUAAGGUCAUUUGUAUCUACAUUUCCUUCUACAGCACAGACUACCGACUGGUGCAGAAGGUCUGCCCAGACUAUAAUUACCACAACGAGAUGCCCUACCUACCCUCAGGCUAGAGCUUCGUGGAGCAAUGGACUGCGGCAUGGAGGGCUGGUUGGGGGGGGGGGAGUUGGUAUACAAAGGAACAGUUCUAUUACGGAUGUGAAGAUGAACGCGCAAUGCUGAUUUGGGAGGGUUUUUUAAAGGACACAGAAGUCCUUGUCUAAAGACUCUUCAGAAACUUAUCAUUGAGC